AUGGGCGAGGCUCUGCUGAAGGUCUUGCUGUCAUCCCACACACGAGCGUUGAAGUCCCCCAGCAGAACAAGUGAGUCCCUAGAGGGAAUAUACCGUCUCGUCCACUGGGGUAAAACCAAUUGCGUACACGCACCCAGCCUCAGGGGCAAUAAGUGUGGCCGCACCUGCUCCCGAGUCAAAGAAUGUCCAACAACCUCUCAGGAGAGAGGUGACAUUUCAAAAGAGCCCAGCUCAUUGUGCAUCCGGACCCCUUUGGCCCUUCUCAUAAGCGGUGAGCCCAUUGGAAAGGAAACCCAUGAUGCCUUUUCGGGCUUUGCCCAGCUGGAUCCCUUGGGUGCAGGCCCGGUUUACCAGCAGAAGAAGACGAAGGAGAAGCGGCACUUGUGUUUCGCUAUGUUCUACCGCUACCUUGUUUGUAUCUUCAGCGCGUUGGUGUUACCAGCCCAAUGCUACUUUUCCGAGGAGAGAUAUCCCGAGGAGUCGAGAAUGCAGCCUCCGACGGUGGUGGUAGCCAUCAUAGCCAGGAACGCUGCUCACUCCCUGCCAUACUACCUUGGAGCCCUGGAGAGGCUUGACUAUCCUAAAGAUCGCAUCUCCGUGUGGGCAGCCACCGAUCACAAUGCGGAUAACACCACAGCUAUGCUAAAAGAGUGGCUCACGGUCAUGCAGAAAUUCUACCAUUACGUGGAGUGGAGACCAAUGGAGCAACCUGUGUCCUACGCUGGAGAAAUGGGCCCCAAACACUGGCCCAACACCAGGUACGAGUAUGUGAUGAAGCUAAAGCAAGCGGCGCUCAACUUUGCCAGAAAACGCUGGGCUGACUACAUCUUGUAUGCUGACAGUGACAACAUCCUCACAAACCCUAAUGUCCUUAACCUACUGAUAGCUGAGAACAAGUCAGUCGUCGCUCCUAUGCUGGACUCUCAGGGUGCGUAUUCCAACUACUGGUGUGGAAUAACACCACAGGGUUAUUAUCGUAGAACCGCCGAGUAUUUCCCCACCCGCCACCGCCACCGCUUGGGCUGCUUCCCUGUCCCGAUGGUACACUCCACCAUGCUGCUGGAUUUAAGGAAGGAGGGCAUGAAGAAACUGGCAUUCUACCCUCCUCAUAAGGAGUAUUCUUGGCCGUACGAUGACAUCAUUGUCUUCGCGUUCUCCUGCCGAGCCACAGCGAUUCAAAUGUACCUAUGCAACAAGGAGCGCUACGGCUAUUUGAAUAUCCCAGCUAAACCACAGCAGACUCUAGAGGAUGAUCGCCUCAACUUUGUACAUGUCCACUUGGAGUCAAUGAUUGAUGGCCCUCCUAUGAAACCAUCUCAAUACGUCCACAUGUUCCCCAAGCAGAGAGAUCUCAUGGGCUUUGAUGAGAUUUAUCUGAUUAAUCUGCGGCGGCGCCCCGACCGCAGAGACAGGAUGUUGUUCUCCCUGAACGAGCUGGAAAUCGACGUCAAGGUGGUCGACGCCGUUGACGGAAAUGCACUCAACAGCAGCGACAUCAAGAUUCUGGGCGUGGACUUACUCCCAGGAUACUAUGACCCGUUCUCUGGACGUACCCUCACUAAAGGGGAGGUGGGCUGCUUCCUCAGCCACUACUACAUCUGGAAGGAAAUGGUGGACAUGCAGCUGGACAAAGCUCUGGUGCUCGAGGACGACGUUCGCUUCCAGGCCAAUUUCAAGCGACGAGUCCUGCGGCUGAUGGAGGAAAUAGACCAGGUGGAGCUGGAUUGGGACCUCAUAUACUUGGGCAGGAAGCAGGUCAACCCCAAUAAAGAGGAAGCGGUGGAGGACGUCCAGAACUUGGUCAUAGCAGACUACUCCUAUUGGACCCUCUCCUACGCCAUCUCCCAGCAGGGUGCCCAGAAGCUGCUCAAUGCCGAGCCGCUUUCCAAGAUGCUACCCGUCGACGAAUUCCUCCCCAUCAUGUACGACAAACAUCCCAAUGAGGACUACAAGUCCCACUUCCCCAACAGGAAUUUACAAACAUUCAGUACACGCCCACUUCUGGUGCAGCCUUGCCACUACGCCGGCGAUCCCCAGUGGGUGAGCGAUACCGAGACGUCCACGCUGUGGGAUGACGACGCGGUGCGCACCGAUUGGAGGGGCUCCCACAAGACUCUCAAGGGGGGCGUACCGCCGCCCGAAAUGCUCUCUGCUUCCUACAGGGAUGAACUCUAA
Messenger RNA from Nerophis lumbriciformis (worm pipefish), 2175 nucleotides. NCBI's taxonomy places the organism in Eukaryota, Metazoa, Chordata, Actinopteri, Syngnathiformes, Syngnathidae. The record is from RefSeq and is a predicted model, not a curated record.